Molecule: messenger RNA, 885 nt
Organism: Plenodomus lingam JN3
Lineage: Eukaryota; Fungi; Ascomycota; Dothideomycetes; Pleosporales; Leptosphaeriaceae
Source: RefSeq, a predicted model, not a curated record
AUGAAGACUUCUGCCGUCCUCGCUUCCCUGCUCCUCAGCCUCUCCGCUGUUGCUGCACCUGUUGACAAGCGCGCCCUCGUUAUCCACACCGAGACGGUCGUCGAGACGGUCGUCGUCUAUACCACCGUCUACGAGGACGACACCGUGCCCGAGACUGCUCCUACUCCUGCCCCAGAAGUGGUCUCCCCCGUACAGCCCAGCCCCAGCCCCAGCCCCAGCUCCAACCCCCCAGUGGCUCCGGCUCCCUCUCCUGCGCCCCCGCCUCCUCCGGCUCCCGUCGUGCCUGUUGUCGAGCAGCCCACCAGCGUCAACACACCUGCUCCUGUCCCGGCUCCGGAGACUCCUUCCCCAAGUCCUACUCCUGCACCCGUCGCGCCUGCUCCUGUUCCUGAGGCCCCCAAGCCAACCACUUCAGAGGCACCUGUCGUUCCUCUUCCUGCUCCUGCUGCCCCCGCGCCUGCCCCGCCUGCGCCUGCGCCUGCCGCCCCCGUUGACUCUGCUCCUGCAGCUCCUGAGAAGCCUGCCGGAUCUGGAAGCACAUCAUCCGGCCAGACUUUCUCCAACGUUGACAUCACCAUCUAUGACAACAACGGCAGCUUCGGCGCUUGUGGCACUGAGCUCCACGACACCGACAUGAUUGUUGCCCUCGCCAAGCCUGCCUGGGGAGAAUCUACCUAUGAUGUCAUGACCGGAGCAUCUACCAACCCAUGGUGUGGACAAAAGAUCAAGGUCGAAUACCAAGGCAACUCUAUUGAGGCUACCAUUAUGGACAUGUGUCCUGGCUGCCUUAAGCACGACAUCGAUCUCUCUCUUGCGGCCUGGAAGGCGCUCACUGGGCUCGAUGAGAAGACCCGUCUCAAGGCCUCCUGGUCCCCAAUCUCUUAA